Messenger RNA from Mycena citricolor, 4955 nucleotides. The record is from the annotation of a GenBank genome assembly. NCBI's taxonomy places the organism in Eukaryota, Fungi, Basidiomycota, Agaricomycetes, Agaricales, Mycenaceae.
GUUUACUCCAGGACCCUUACCUAAACUUACCGGGGAUCUUCAGGACGCAACGAAGCAAUGGAAAGGAAUCAAGAUGGGGGCUGUCUGGGACGUGCGGUUACUACGGUAUCAAACAGCACUGGGGGCCUGGUCCAGUCUUCCCAUGUCUGGAUUCACGAAGCGAUGUUAACGUAUCUGUUCUGCCGGCCGCCUGAAAGGAGAUGGUUGCGUUUCCGAUUCUGCAUUGUCCCGCGCAUGGCGUGGUUGCAGAGGACCUCUGGCUGUGAUCUGCACUGAACUCUUGUUUCCUCGUUCCGUGUCACUGAGAUAGACCGUAUUUCUUUCCAACGGCUCGCGACAGCACAUGCUUCCAACGCGAUCUCGGUUUGGGAAGGACAUUCUUCACGGCACCCUACGGCACGAAUGAAAAUCUUCAGAUGAAUCUGAUGAAAGAAGCAAGGAUCAUCAGUUCGAAAGAUGAUUUCUGUGCAGAUAUCGACCGAGGUUCUGGGGGAGACACUUUGUUCUCUCUCAGACGGGCGUAGAUCCCCGCUGGAACAGGGAUGGAACAUGGGGAUCCUCUUCACUAUCUCACAGAUUGCGUAUAAAUGCAACGCCGAAGUUUCCGGUUGCCAGUUCUUCCGAGAACGCUCUCAACUUCUGAAUGGCUUUCAGCAAAGCUCUGGCAGUGCUCGCUGUGGUUGCCGUCGCGGCGGCUAAGAGUGCCAUGGUGCUGCACGACAGUCGCACCACUGUUCCUGCUGGUUUCGUCAGCCACGGACCGGCGCCAGCAACAGACGAGCUGGAGCUGCGAUUCGGUCUUGCGGGCAACGACGUCAAGGGGCUGCAGGCCAAGUUGAUGGACGUCUCGACACCAGGGAGCGCCAACUUCCGUCAAUGGCUCUCAAAAGAGGAGAUCAAGACUUACAUGGCGCCCUCUGCGUCGACAUUGUCGGCUUUCAACGCCUUCGCGUCCGCUCAUGGGUUGAACGCGACCAAGAUCUCACCUUACGGAGAGUGGAUCACUGCCACGGUCCCCGUGGCCAAGGCCAACGAGCUUUUUGAUGCCAACUUCGAGCUGUUCUCCCACCCCGACCUCAGCGGCAAGAUUGCGCGCACGAUGUCCGUCUCCCUCCCGAGCGAGAUGGUCGGUGUCGUGAAUGUCAUUCAUCCCUCGACGGCCUUCGCGCCGCCCCCAUCGAAAAUUGCCCCGCCGCUGAUCCAGAUCCCGGUCCCUAACCUGAAGCGGGACGUCGCGGCAUCUUGCAACACGACGGACCCGAAUGGGAUCACCACCCCCACUUGCUUGCAAGAGCUGUACGCCAUCCCGGCCACACCGGCCACUCAAGUGAAUAACUCGUUGCUGGUCACGGGGUAUGGCUUUCAGUACGCGCAGACGGCUGACUUGCAGGCGUUCCUGGAACAACUGCGUCCGGACAUGCCGUCGUCGACGACGUUCAGUCUACAAACCCUCGAUGAUGGAGAUAAUGAGCAAGGUCUUGAUUUGGAUGGUCCGGAGGCUGACUUGGACAUCCAAUACACUAUUGGUGUGGCCACUGGCGUCCCCACGAUUUUUCUCUCCAACGGCAACUUUGACAUCUUCGGUGCAUUCCUCGACACGGCGACUUACUUGCACAAUGUCAGCAGUCCUCCCUCGGUCAUCACCACAUCGUACGGCCUCGACGAAGUAAACGCUGACCCUUCUGUUGCCAACUCCAUCUGCGACGCCUACAUGGCGCUGGGGGCGCGAGGAAUAUCCGUUCUUUUUGCUUCCGGCGACGGCGGUGUGCGCGGCGGUCACGAUGAUUCGAGUGUCUGCAACGAUGCGACAUUGACCCCGACAUUCCCCUCGGGCUGUCCGUUCCUGACGUCCGUCGGCUCGACUCAGGGCUUCCCAGAGAAAGCAAUCAACUUCACGAGCGGCGGUUUCUCCAACAUCUUCCCGGCGCCGGCCUACCAGACCGCCCAGAUCGCCUCUUUCCUCAAAACAGUUCCGUCCGACUUUAACGCCACGUUCAACCUCACCGGACGUGGGUUCCCCGAUGUGUCGACUCAGGGCUGGAACUUCCAGGUCGUCAACAACGGCACCACCACCUUGACGGGCGGAACGAGCGCCUCGUCACCUACGUUCGCCGCCGUCAUCGCAUUGAUCAACGACCGGCUCGUGGCUGCAGGCAAGCCCGUGCUCGGCUUCCUAAACCCGUUUCUGUACGCCAAUCCGGGCGCGUUCAACGAUAUCACUGUGGGUCAUAAUUCUGGAUUUGUGUGCCCUGAAUCCGGCGUCGGUUUUGAUGCUACGACCGGCUGGGAUCCUCUGACGGGACUGGGGACCCCCAACUUUACCAGUCUCCUUGCUGCGGCCAUGGCUUAAGCAACUGUCGUGCAGCAUUGAGUUACGAUGGCAUGAUGGAUCUGAGCAACAUCCGCGAGAUUGAUUCCAAUAAAACUUUGAUUGUUCAGAAUCUGCCUGAAUUACUCACUUCGAGUCAUCUGAGAGCCAAAUUUUGUCAAGCCUGUCGAAUUCGAGCAGUGAGAACUUGUGCGCAAUAGGGUUAGGGUUUCAGUCAUUUUGAUAGCACCCGCUUCACUGUCCUCUUACCGCUCACCAUCCCCACACUUUCUCAGACAGUGUACGGAGUAGAUGUCCUCCCUCCACUUCUGUUCGGAAUGCAACAAUCUGCUCUAUCCCAAGGCCGAUCCCCAGCGAAGAAUCAUGGUCUACGCCUGUCGGAUUUGCGCCUACGAGGAGAUGGGAGAGAACAAGUGUGUAUACCGGAACGACUUGCUGACGGUGACCAAAGAGCAGGUCGGAGUGACGAAUGAUUUGGGGACGGAUCCUACCCUUGCACACUCGACGAUCCCUUGUCCGGCGUGUGGUCAUGAAGAUGCCGUGUAUUACCAAGAUCAGUCGAAGCGAAAGGAAACGCGGAUGAUAUUGUUCUUCGUGUGCGCGCAGUGCAAUCAUAGUUUCACGGAUCCGUCGUUGUCAGCAGAGUCCAGGGCAGGGUUACUAGACCAGGAGUGAUUUCACGCAGUAGUGUGUCCCGCAUAUUCGUUCUAUCUGUAUUGCUAGUCAUUGAAUGAGAUAUCUUGUACAUUCCCUUGGCGCGACCCUUCCUACACUUUUCGAUCAUCGCAUCACCGAAUCACCACCUCUCUUUCUCGCUCCUACCAUUCCCAACUAUUGUCCACAUUCGUUCAAGAACCCAUGCUAUGCUCGUUGUCUUCCUUCUUGCUUUCUUCCUCGGUUUCCUGGUCCCGCUCGCGUGCUCAGUUCGUCCGCCCGAUGAGAACACCCCCGAUGCUGUCGCUUCCUCGCCUGACUUCAAGCUCUCAGCGAGACAAGAUUCCUCGCCUCCCGCCGCUCUCAACGAUGUCGACUCCCUACUCCUCGCUCCCGGUCAAGUCAUCGCGGGUAUCACGGGCGAUCUAGAUCCCACGCCAACUGCCGUAGAUACACCGUCAAGCGCGCCGUCCACCCCUCCAGAUCCUGAGCCAACUCCGCCGCCCUCCUCAGAAGUCCAGACUCCAAGCACUGAAGCACCGCAAAGCCCUGUAACUGUAACGGAAACCGAGGUGACAACGGAUACUCUCACACUGCCGACCGUCGUGACCGUCAUCGUCUCAACCACCCCUUCCUCGCCAACAUCGACAUCCACCACUGCUGCUCCAUCGAGCGCCGUAUCUGCCUGGGCGGCUCCGACUCAGAUGCGUGACCUGUCGCCAUUCAACAUCUCCGUCUUCCCGAAUGGUCAGCAUAAUCUACAUCUGGUGCAAGGCAUCCCAAGCGAGGCAAGCGCGACCGCGGAUCUCCUCGACUCCAUCCUCCAACCGACCACCGCUCCGUCGUACUACAAGCCGUGGAGCAACCGGAGUACCGUCAUGCAACUCGCCUACCCAGCUGGUUCCGCAAAUCCGAAAGCAAGUCCGGUGGGGGGUGCUGAGUUCUACGCGCAGCCGCUGGAUAUUGCUAAUGCUGAAUCUGUGUCAAUGGAGUAUAGUGUGUUCUUUCCGCGUGAUUUUGACUGGGUGCUGGGCGGGAAGCUGCCUGGCUUGUAUGGCGGGCGGAGGUCGUGUUCGGGAGGCGACGCUGCGACGGAUUGCUUCAGUACGCGAUUGAUGUGGAGGGAUCAUGGCGCUGGGGAACUGUAUCUUUAUGCUCCGAAAGACAAGCAGACCGCAGCCAUGUGCAACGACCCGCAAUCUGACUGCAACGCGGCGUACGGCUUUUCGAUCGGGCGGGGGUCAUUCCACUGGGCGCCGGGCUCGUGGACUACAGUGCAACAGACAGUGCAGCUGAACAAUCCAGGGAGGCAAGACGGCGUGUUUGUGCUAAGCGUGAAUGGAAAGGUUGUCAUCCAGCGCAACGACGUGUUUUACCGCGAUGUCCCUGGCGGGUCGAAACCGAAACCCUCGCCGCCACCGUCUGCUUCGCCCACGCCAGCAGAUCCGCUCGGCGGGCUGUUGCCUCCGUUGGGGCCUAUUGUCGGCGGUCUACUGGGCCGGCAGGAGUCUGAUGCUGCAGCGCCACCGCCGGCGGAAGCGUGGAUGAUGCUUCUCGGGCCGGGCGAAACGACUUUCGUGCCGCGAGAGACUGCGACGAGCACGACGUUCGUGACGGUCCAGGCAUAUCCUACGAGCUUGCCUCUGAUCGAGGAAGCCGCUGUCGCUGGUCCUGCCGGAUUCAUCGGGAUAUUCUUCAGCACGUUCUUUGGCGGGCACGGCAAGGAGUGGCAGACUCCUGAGGAUCAGAAUAUAUGGUUCAAAGACUUUGAUUUAGUUUACAAUCACUAGUCCACGUUCAUUCAACUCAGUAUCCGACUAAGAUGAGAACCUGAGCUUCGGUAGUACCUGCGCAGAUGUACUUGUUGCGUUCCCUGGUCAGUUUGGAUUAGGUGCGGAGCAGCACUAUGAUAGUUGCCCGCAGCGCCCUUGGGACGCACGGCCACAAUAGCGUAGGCUUUGGGGAAGAGAAG